Molecule: messenger RNA, 3046 nt
Organism: Strigops habroptila (Kakapo)
Lineage: Eukaryota; Metazoa; Chordata; Aves; Psittaciformes; Psittacidae
Product: sperm-associated antigen 4 protein-like
Exons: 10
Coding region: 901-2001 (366 amino acids)
Biological process (GO): nuclear envelope organization
Cellular component (GO): meiotic nuclear membrane microtubule tethering complex; nuclear envelope
Molecular function (GO): protein-membrane adaptor activity
Source: RefSeq, a predicted model, not a curated record
GGCAAUUGCUCCACCAAACAUGCAUGCCAAUUCUUACAGGUUUCUUGCUUAUAAGAAUUCAUCUCAUACAUAUACAUUAUAAUUACCAGGAAUCUUAUACAUAUUAAAAUUUCUUCCCAGAACUAACUGACAUAGGUUACUACCCACUACAGCGUGUGCGGUAACUCUCUCUGGUGGUCCUGGGGGUCGUUACUUCAUCUCUCUUCUCUUCCUCAGGUUAUUCACAGGUCACAUGGAGGAAGAUGAAGGCACAUUACUUCAUCUUUUUCUCGCUGUAGCAAUUCUCCACAUCAUAAUGCCAGAUGUCCUUCUUGAUUGCCUGGGCUAGCCCUGUUAUCUAUGAACCACAUGUAUACAUUGUAACAUGUUUCCAUGGUAUGAACGGGCUACUUUUAGCUGAGUUUGCAAACCUCAAGGCACUUAAACAAUUGAGCACUGUAGGAGUGUUUUUACAUGUAUUAGCUGGGUCUGCUUCCAGUGGUGGAGACUGCUGCUGCUGCCACCAGCUUCUUCCUCUUCCUCCACUGCAGGCCUGUAAAGCAAAGGAUGGGGAAAGAAGAGAGGGGACCCCUGGAACCAGCCCAGCUGUGCUGCCUUCUCUUGCUGCAGCUGGAACGUCUCUUGGGAGGCUUCCCAAGGCUGAGCUCUGGCAAGGGCCUUGGCCCUCAGAGCAUGGGCACUGCAGGCAAUCAGCAUCUUUUUUUCCUCCCAUAGGAGCCUUUUCACAGAGGUGGAGCUGGUGAAACGCUUUUCUCAGACCACUUCCAGCUCAGCCACUCGAGGGACAGCAAAGUGGCAUGACAAUGCCACAGCACUUGCAAGUAAGCUCAGCACUGGUUCUUGUUGCAAAGUCCUUGGGGGUGAACUCAGAGAGCUGCACCGUGCCAGCAGUCUGGCGAAAUGUCACAAGUGGCUGGAGAAAUGCAGGCUGCCCUGCACCCCAGAGAUGUGGCACCUAGGACUCAGUGCUUGCCUCCCUACAGGGAGCCAAAACACUCUUGGCUGGGCAUCCUAGAGAAGAGACCUCAAGAGAGAGACCUAACUGUUCUCUGGUUUCUUUGCCCAGGGACGGUCUUCAGCCUUGCUUGCCAUCCGGCAGGUACCCUUGCAUCCCUCUGGAGAUGUCUGCUGAGCACGUGCGUCUUCACCAUGCAAAAGAUGGCCGUGCACAAGAAAAGGUGCUUGAAAUUCAUUGUCUUCUUGCUCCCAAUGGUUCUUGCUGGUGUUUACUGUGGGACCUCACUGCCAGUGUGGACUACACAGGCAAAGGCACAGAGAGAGGAUCUGACAUGGGCAUCUGCAGCAGAAACAAAGAUGCUGAGGAAUUUGCACACCUUUUUGACAGAGCAAACCCAGAAGCUGCAGCUUCUGCUGGAGGAGGUGGCUCAGCUGGGGGCAGAGAUCAGCAGUCUGAAGAAGGAGAGACAGGAGAUGAAUCAGGCAGCGCUGGAGCUGGCUUCGGAAGUCUACGUCGGGAGAUCUGACUGGGCCCUGAAAAGUUCUGGUGCCACCAUUGACAUGCAGAGAACUUCCAAGACGUAUGACUGCAAAGAGAAUUGGGUCUGCAGGGUUUUAUGGUUCUUCCGCGCUCCCAACCCUCCUGAUACAAUUUUGCAGCCGGAUGUUUCCCCAGAAAACUGCUGGCCUUUACAAGGGCACCAGGGCCAGGUGGUCAUCAGGUUGCCAGCACGAGUCCAUCUGACUGCUGUCAGUGUGCAGCACAUCUACAAAGAAGUCUCUCCAUCUGGGACCGUCAUCAGCGCGCCCCGAGACAUCACUGUGUUCGGAGUGGAUGCAGACAGAGAAGAGGAAACUCUCCUUGGGACGUUCAUGUACAACGUGGCAAAAGAGGCCAUUCAAACCUUCCCUCUAAAGGACGCACACAGAGCCUUUUCACACAUCAAACUUAUUGUGAAGAGCAACUGGGGAAACAGAGCCUACACCUGCAUUUAUCGAGUGCAGGUUCAUGGGAAGAUGGCAAAACCAGAAAGCCUCAACUGAGAUCAGAGGAGAAAAAGAACAUAAACAAAAAAGAGGAAGAGGGGAGGAGGGAUAAAUGCUUUGUCAGAUCGGAGUGGUGUAGAAGAUCUGUCUCCAAAGUCCAGUGUGCAGGAAGGUCCAUCGGGGGAGGGCAGGAGUGCCCACUGACAUGGCUACAGGGCAGCCUGCAGGCAGGGGAUGUGGGUCGACCAACAAUCCUUGGGGCUGCCAGGGGCUUGUGAGCUCCCCCUUUUAAUUUCCCAGUAGUGGGGCUGGAGGAGCAUCAGAUUCCCCACUGCACCAUCAGAGGGGUGUGUGUGAUGGCUGCCUUCUCCCGGGGAUGGUUUCAGGGUUGUGCAGCCAGGUGUGCAGCCAGGGCUGUCCUUCCAAGCAGGGUCCCUGCACCCCAGGGGCUGUGUGUCAGAACAAUCUGGGUGAAGUCAUCUUCCUGCUGAAAGAGCCAGCACAGGGCAGCUGAGACCAAGGCUGAUGGACAGAUGAGAUCUUCUGAAAAGCUCUUUGAUAUCAUGUGUGAAUUUCAUCUGACACCACCCCCCCCACCAUGUUCCUAUAUCCCUACUGCUGGAGGGCAGGACUGGCUCUGCCAGAGCCCCCAGCAGAGCCCUCUCCUCCCAGUGACACCCUCAGCCUGCACCAACCAGAGCUCAUGGAAGGGGCCUGCCGAAAGUCUUCCUAAAACCAGAGAAGAGGCAGUUUCAGGGGGUUUCUGUGAGAAAUGCAUUAGGUUUUGCUCAGAGAAUUCUCCCCUAAAUCGUCACUGUCUUUUCCCUCUUGGGAAGCCCCCCGUAACAAGAUGAAGCAAAUGUCCAGUGGCAGCUCUAUCACCCAGUCGCUCCUCCUGGCAUUUGCAGACACGUGGGAGCUGCAGCUCCUGAGCUUCUGGCUCUUCCUCGGCAUCUACCUGGCUGCGCUCCUGGACAAUGGACUCAUCAUCACCACCACAGCCUGCAACCAACGCCUUCACACCCCCAUGUACUUCUUCCUCCUCAGCCUCCGCCUGCUGGAGCUGGGCUCCAUGUCCACCACUGUCACUAAAGCGAUUGCC